CGGGACAGUGGAUGCCACAUUGACUCUGCAAACACCUGGAAGAAGUACAGGGAGCACCUGCUGCACCAAUUUCUAAAAGAGGGGCACCAUUUUCAAAGAGGACCAGGAAGUGAAGACACCUCCUGGUUGGAGUGAGCUACCAGAUCACCUGGGACUGGGGAGGUUCUGCCUAAAACAGGCCCCACAGACAGUGUCAACAAUCCCAAGGGAUGAACACAGUUUGGACACUGGAAGCCACAACUUCUUAUUAACUGAAACGCACAAAUGACUUGAAAGUGUGAGCACCUUGGAGACUGAGUGCGUAUAUAUAAGCCCGUUGUGCCCUCACUGGACACUGCAUCAAAAGCUUUUUUCUAAGCUCUUCGUCUCCCCCUGGUGCUGUAGAAAAGAGGUGAUUACGGAUGCACAAAGGAACAUUCAAAAACCAAUGAGAAGAUCCAGAUCUACAGGCGAUUAAGCCAAAUGUUGCUCUGAAUGAGAGGUUUGUUUUUCCCCUUCCUUUUUAGGCAGUGAGAGAGAGAACGGUUGAGGGUGCCACAGCUCUCAUGCUCACUGCUUGUGCACUUGCACAAGUGAAUAAUCAUCUGUGGACCAACAUGAGAAGAAAAAAAACAACUGUCUGAUGCCAUUGCCCAUUUUUAUUUUGUCGCUUUCCUGUAAACAAAACACAGAUCAAGCAGCGGAGACAAAGUUAACAUUGCACAUGUAUUCAUAUUUUUUUGCAGUCUUUAUUCUUCCCUGAUUUCUGUGAUUUCUUUCUGGAAAUCCAAAAUGUUCAAAUGUAUUGAUAUUCAAACGUGUUAUGUCUGUGCAAAUAUUUACUUUGGGCAUCCAUUUAUGUCGGGUGCUUUUUCAAAAAGUUGAACUUUAAAGGCUGAUACAGCAGUAUGUAUUACGCAAUGCUGCACAUUAGAUAACAUUAACAUUAACAUUAACAUUAACUACAUACCAACUAACUACUUGUUAUUGAUAAUUCACUUGGUAAUGUAACUCUACAUAGUUCAUGACCAACAAGUAGUUUUUAAAAGUUAAAUGCAAGCGUAUCUAUUUUUAUACAUUUGAUUGACGGUACAUUUGCCCAAUGGAAAGUUAACAAAAUAUUUAGGACCAAUCGCCAGACAGUAAACGGUUUACUUCGUAACCAAUGAGGUCGUUGUUGUUGCAGGAUGUAACCAAUCACAGUGAGGGGGCGGGCCCCUGUUCAAGGAGCGCGAACGGUUAAGGACAGACGACAACAAGAAAAUGGCGAAUAUGGACGAGUUUAGGUAACUUAGAGAUGUAACGUUAACGUAAUACGGAAACUUUAAAGCAAGUUUGGAUAUAUACAUAGGUUCGGCCGUGUUUCUUUUCUACCGUAGGCGCCAUGUUGUUUCUACACACAUGUUACACUAGUCGAAGCUAAUUUGUAAUCACGUAAACUUGAGUCUAGCUAGCUAACGCUAGCUGGCGUUAGCAUGACAGAAACAUGAAGUGUCCUUAGUUGGCAGCUGUGGAUGGCGUCACUGUGCCCACACGCAAUUAUAUAACCUGUGUUCAUGGCUUAUCGUUGAGUGGAGGUCCUUGAAGCCAGUCGGGGGGAGGGGGGACUUUGCAGUUGACGUGAUGGCUCUACACAACUUGGUUUUUGUUGUCGAUGUGGAUUAUGGAGAUCAAGCUGAUGUCAAGACUCAUCUGGUGAAACGGGGAAUACUACAAACCCUUCUGCAUUUCGGCUACAAGUUCGGGUUUGACAAAGUCCGCUGGGGUUAUAAAUUCUUCAAAUCCCAAACUGGCCGCAAUGGGAGCCUCCUGUCGCGGGGCUCGGACUUCAAGGAGCUUCGCCAUAAAACCUUCGAGGACUUCGAAGUGGAGUUUGAAGCCAAGUUUGACCCGAAGGAGAAACCGUGUCCGUCCCAGAAGAAGCCGAGGCAGCAAUGCAAUCAGUCCGCCUCCGUUCAAACUGCACUCAAAGAGACCCUGCUGGACUUCCAGUGGGAUCGACCCGACAUCACGUCUCCCACGAAGCUGUCCCUGAGGCCGCGGAAGUCGAGCCGAGUCGGAAAGCCCAGUGUUUCACAGGAGGAGGAGGAGGACGUGUCAAACAACGGGAGGAAUGUGGUGUUUAUCGUGUCGGAGUGUCCACGGUCCAGGACGCAACUGGCGGACUAUCUUUCUUUGGGGGACCGAGACCUGCCGACGGAUGUGACGGAGCACAUAAUGCCGAGAAACCUUCACGACAUGCUGAUUCAGCGACAGGUAGUGCUGCACUGGAUUGACAGUAGAUCACAUGUCCAGGUCAUGAGUUGUGAGGAUCACCUCAGCUUUGACAAGCUGUCUGAGGUCCUCGCUCAGCUGGGUGGCAGAGUGAUCCCCGUGGUUGCAUUGCUGAACCUCUGCUCCAGUCAGAAUCCAGACGCAGGCUUCAGGAGACAGACUUUUGCAUUCAAGCCCAGCAUUGGAUACCUGCUGUCUUCUGAGAAGCAGCACCGCUUGGCUUUUCCUGCCGUAUGCGGUGUUCUGCGGUGGGAGCAAGGUGACAUGACGCAGAGCUGCGGCAUCAUGGUUGAGCCAGUGUUUCGCGGAGAGAGGCUUCUCCCAGAGUCGGUGGAAGUGUGUCUGAAAGGAGUGCUGCAGGACUGGGAUGACUCCUCACUCACACAGACAUCCACAGAGUCAUGGUUGCUCCAGUGCUCCAGCAGCAGUGACCUGGGAUCAGCUGCUGCCUUCCAGCAUCUCCUCAUGCAGCUGUCUUCUCAUGCUCUGCAUAUGCUCUCUGAGGUGAAUGACAGCGGCCUGGUGUGCUCGGCCGUCCUCUCGCCCAUGUCGCACACUACAGCUCUGCUCACCGUCCUCCAGUCUGGAGUCGCUCGGCACGACCGGCUCCUGACCACCGAAAUCAUUGCCCCUUCUGCGGCGGAGACCUCGGCUGAACUGCCAGAUAUUGUGAGCAGUGUUCUGGGAGUGGUGUAUGACAUCAUGGAGGAGGAUGAGGACACUGUUGAUGACCAACCAAAAAAUCACCAGGUUCCUGAGUGGGCUCAACAGGAAGUCAGCCAUUGCCCGCUGACAUCAGGCGUGUUGGAGAGUUGGUUCCCUCAGUCAGACCAGUCGGGAGUGAGUUCCCAUUUAAUGGAGUCAAUGAGGUUGCUGGAUGCGGUGCCAGAGCAGAGAGAAGAGGAGGAGUUGUCUCUCCUACAGCAGGAGCUGGUUACUGGUCUGGCUGAAUUGUAUCAAACUUCCCGCGGCGCAGAUGCCAAGAGGGGCAAGAAACGUGGCGCCCAGCGCACGCCGGUGAAACAGAAGAUGAAGACAAUGAGCCGCUCCCUGCAGAUGCUGAAUGUGGCGCGUCUGAACGUCAAAGCCCAAAAGAACCAAGCCGAGGCGGAGCAGCUCGGCGCCGAGUGCAGGGGGCCGGACAGACGGGGGAAGAGGCGGUCAAGUGACAGGAAUAAACCUGGAGCGACCAACACCAUCAGCUUCGUGAGUGAGGCAGAGCUGCUGUCCCAUCUGAAGUGCAGUUAUGAGAAGACGGUGGCAGAGAGAGACUUGUCCCUCCUCACUGGAGUCCACCAGCUCCUGUUCGCUGUGAAAACCUUCCUUGUGCCAGAAUCGGACCCACAGGUAAAGACCUCCCAGUUUGUCCAGCAGCACCUUCUCAAGUCCAGCAAAUCAAUCCGGCAGCUCUACGGCACGGCCGCUGACGUCGAUGGCAAAGUCAGAGAGUGCAAGUUUCAGGCUUUGCUGAGGUUGGAGUUGUGCAAGCUUUUCUCCACAGAGCAGUCUGACUCGCUGGAUGUUGACGAGAAGACGGAGGAGGUGGCUGAGAUGCUCCGGAUCAUCUCCUUGACUAAAGACCCAGUUUGCCUCGCGAGGUUCCUCGGUGACGAAGUUCUCCCAUCGUUCCUCACCGCCAUCCCCAGGGUGCUUGCAGACAUCUACCACAGCCUGGGCACGCAGCUCCCCGAGGCGCUGGCGGCGGUUCUACCUUCUGACUUCUUCAGCGACGAGUCGGUUGCCAAGGACAGCGUGUCUCCUUCGGCCUCGUCGCCUCCCCUCUCCACACACAGCAUGGUUUCCGACUGCGGAGAUCGUCUGCAGGACCUGCGAAGUCGCUCCGCCAGCAAGAGGAGGAGUGGGAUGCUGACUCGUCAUCGCAGCAUGACUGAAUCAUCUCAGAGUCUUCGCCAAAUAGAGGUCCCCAAAAAGACUACAAGAGCUUCCAAGGCAAAGGUCUUUGUUGCUCUGGAGAACCCUGUCGGAGAACCACAACCUAAACCUCAGAAACAAGAAACACAGGAGGUCACGAAGGUGAGAAGAAACCUGUUCAACGAGGAGAUGGUCUCCCCCUCGAAGAAAGCCAAGAUGCCGAGGAGCCAGUCUGUGUCCGCAGUGGAAGGCUUGAAACGCAAGCGAUCCCUUGAAUCUGAAGAGGGUCAUAAACUUCUAACAAAAAAAGUGUGUGAGACGCCCCACCACAAGCAAGUGUCCAGUCGCCUCCUCUACAGACAGAGAAUGGGACGGAGCUCCGUCCCAACUGAGGAGCGCAUUGUGGAAGAGUCGCCAGUAAAACCUGCAGACGCAUCCGACCUGAGGAGGAGCCCGAGGAUAAAGGCGUUCGCUCGAAGACACUCGAACGUCUUCUACUCGAGUUCUCAACCUCGCUCCCGCAACCUGGACAGGGCGCUCUCUGCGUCCCAGCUUUCUCUCGCCGACGGCAGCAAAGUCGUCGGCGUGAACGUAAAAGCCGUCCGGUCUCCCAUGCGUCUUCUUUUUGGGGCGGCCGAUUCCCCCCGCCGUGCCUCGGACCAGUCUUGCGCAACCAGGCUCACCAGGUCGCGGCUGUCCACAGACUCCAGUGUCUUUGAGAGUCCAAAUAAAACUCCAACACGAUCACCCGGCAACCGUGGAAGAGCCACGCAUGUGAUCACAACACCCAAGACCCCUCAAAGCCCACGGCCCCCUACAACGCCGCCUCCAUCCAGGAUGCAUGUUCUCCCCGUUGCACAGAGUCCCGUGGCGAGCGGAUCUCGUGAACCCGGUCGGGCUCUGAGAGGCAGUCCCUUCAGAUCUCCAGCCAGACAGACUCUCGUGUUGGAGACGCCCACCAAGGAGAGCCCCCUGAGGAGUCCCCUGAAGGGUAUCCUCAGGACGCCGAUCAAGCUGGACUCCUUUUCUGGAUUACAUCUUCUCAGUAGUCCACUUUUGAGAACUCCAAAGAAAAGUGUCACGUGGUCUCCCUCUCCUCAAAAGUGCACACGACUGGCGGAGAGCGGCGUUUCUUUCAAGGUGCCGGUUUCUCCCCGUACUUCGCCCGGACUGUUGAAAACUCCCAACAAGCUGGGCACUCCUGCCAAAGACACAAACACUAAGAGAGACAUUUUCAGAACCCCAGAUAAGACGUGUCAGGUGAGCCUCGUCAGGGUUUCGGAAAAUGUCAUUUCGUCGCAUGAAAAGAAUCCGAGGUCAUCUGAAAAACUUCACAACAGGAUGCAAACCCCUGAAAAGGGGGUCAGCCUAGUGGAAAGGCCUCCGCCACAAUGCACACCGCCUCCAGCCCAGAACCUCUCGCCUAACAUCAGGACUCAAUCCCAGACCCCGAGUCCUUCUCACAAAAUGUUAACCCGCUCUGGACGAACUCCAGGCAAAAGUUCAAAUCUCUCAUCCCCAUGUAAGCCGGUAUUUACGCCAGCGGGGUGUUACACUAUUUCAGAAACAUCAGACGCGUCCGUGGAACCUCCAGAAAAGUCCCUGACGAGAACACGGUCAGGUCAAGGUGCCGAAACCACCAGACCGGACCUAAGAUCCCGGUCUCGUGAGGAUGUCCCCUUCAAACCGAACACAGAAUCUGAUCAGAACUGCGAACUGGUGGAGAAGAACACGCAGUCGUGUACGACCGAGGCGGUGCGAGCCGAACCUUCCCAAACCUCUGAAACGGACUCUAGUUCCCACACCAACUCGCAGCAACUGGACUCUUUGUGUUCUAACUCUGCGUCCACAGACGACGACAGCAUGGACAUCGUGGACGCUGCGGUGGUGAAGACCCAGUUCAGCGGAGGCAUCAAGAUGAACAUCAGCUUUUCGCGGAAGCCCUCGAAGUCCGGCGAAGACAUUUUGACGAACUCUCCUCACGCGCUCGCGGCGCCCCACGGCACACCGGGCCGGAUCUACGGCUUCCGGCAGACGCCCGACCGCCAGCAGAGGGAGGCAGCUGCUCGUUUGGGGUACGGGAACGAACCCCUUCGGUUUUCCACCCCGAGAGGCCCGGCGAGACCCAGCCGACAAAAGGGCACGGCGACUCCGACUCCUCUGACUUACCAAGUUGAGUUGGAAAUGCAAACGUCCGGGCUUCCCAAGCUCAAAAUCAAACGCACAGACUCCAUGAAUGCGGGCGAUUCGGCCUCGGACGGAGGUCCUCGAUCGGGAGCCCGGAGCCCUUUACGUUGCGGGAAACCGUCUCAGCUGGAAAGCCCCCUGGCGUUGUUCUCAAAGCACCGAGAUCCUGGAUGCGUCUCGCCGUCCAUCUGCGCUCACGUCACGCCGGCCAAGAGCACGCCUGGAAAAGGUGGAAGCGUCCAAACGUACAUCUGCCAGUCCUACACGCCGACGCACCACCCCGCGGGAACGACGUCCCCGGUGGCCGCGGACCUCGUCCCCCUGACGCCGUCGCCUCAGAGCGUCGGGAAGGUGACCCCGGAUAACUUCAGCAGCUGGCCUCGCCGGAAGAGGGCUCAGAUCGGCGCGGGCGGAGGCAAGGACCGCGGCCCCAAGGGGGAGCCGUUGCUGGCGGAGUUGCUGGAGGAAGCGGAGCUCGGCGUUAGCAGAUUGCAGGACGCGGAGGACGCGGAGGAGGUCUCGACCAAUAAAGGGGCGGGGUUUUCUCUGGCUUCCAACCGGUCGUCCCCGGCAGAUGCGUCCCCUCUUUCUCCGGUGGAAGACUCGUACUGGACGGAGAAGCUGGCUCAGCACGGCGCCGAUCCUCAGAGAGCGGACGAAGACAUCAUCUGGGCCGCUGGACUCGGAGAAGUCAAGUCAGUAGCCACUCCUCCCAGCUCAAAGGUGAGGAAGUCGGUGACUGCGAGCGGGAUCUUGGCCCUCACUCACUCUCCCUUGUUGUUCAAGAGCAAAACUGGCUCUUCCAGUAGCAGGACUCCCAAUUUAAAAGAUGAGGCCGCAUCGGGGAGGAAGGCGGACGUGGAGGGCGUGGACGGCUCUCCCUUCAGCGGGCCGCGCCGGCGCUCCAGCUCGGGGAAGACGUACAGCCGGAAGAGGCUGCUGCACUGAUCCCAGAACAGCCCCAAAAAAGGUUGUUGGUUCUCCGUGAAGCCGGGGAGCCCUUUUGAUGGCCCAUCUGAAAGAUGUCUCUGGAGCGCCACUUGAAGAGGCCUUUUUCCGAUGAAUGAAUGUCCCUUUCAGUCUCCUCCGCUGACGUUUUCCGUUCUCUAACCGGUGUCUUUGUUGUUGUUGUUUUUAUUCGGCACAUUUUUAAGAUCGCAGGCCGGUUUUAACGGCGAGGUGAAAAGCUGUGCAGUUCUGGACGGAUUCCUCUUUAAAGAUACGCCAUGUUUUCUCUGUGAAGCUACAGUGCUGGAAAUGGUGAUUUAUUGUUUUGUUUUUGAAAUUUUAAUAAGCUAAUUUACAAUCAAGGCUUAAGUUUGUCGAUAUAAAUACUAUUCAUGUUUAUUUAUUUGGGUUUUGCCAUAAACCUGCUUUUUUUUUUUAAGUGAAAGGGAAGGUCAUAAUGAUUGAUUCAGAUUGUAAAUAUCUUAUGUUGCUAA
This is a messenger RNA of Cyclopterus lumpus (lumpfish), 7754 nucleotides long. RefSeq names its product TopBP1-interacting, checkpoint, and replication regulator (gene ticrr). Gene Ontology annotation, molecular function: chromatin binding. Gene Ontology annotation, biological process: response to ionizing radiation; mitotic G2 DNA damage checkpoint signaling; regulation of DNA-templated DNA replication initiation. Bases 1603 to 7260 code for a protein of 1885 amino acids. The transcript is spliced from 21 exons. Gene Ontology annotation, cellular component: nucleus. The record is from RefSeq and is a predicted model, not a curated record. Lineage: Eukaryota; Metazoa; Chordata; Actinopteri; Perciformes; Cyclopteridae.